This is a messenger RNA of Triticum dicoccoides, 883 nucleotides long. Its product is annotated as nifU-like protein 1, chloroplastic. The coding region runs from base 1 to 669 and encodes 222 amino acids. Gene Ontology annotation, biological process: iron-sulfur cluster assembly. NCBI's taxonomy places the organism in Eukaryota, Viridiplantae, Streptophyta, Magnoliopsida, Poales, Poaceae. The record is from RefSeq and is a predicted model, not a curated record. Gene Ontology annotation, cellular component: mitochondrion. The transcript is spliced from 3 exons. Gene Ontology annotation, molecular function: iron ion binding; iron-sulfur cluster binding.
AUGGAGGCGUCGCUGACCGCGGCCGCCGCCGCUACCUCGUCGUUUCCGCCGCAAAUCCGUCGCCGAAUCAUCAAAUUCAACCCGCUCGUGCUCCCUAGGCGACCCCAAUUCGGGGACUCCAAGAUCCGGACCGCCAACUUCCGGGGACACCUGGCUGCGGCCUCGGCAUCCACGCCGCCGCCGCCGGGAGGCGGCCUGUACUCGGCGGCGACGUACGAACUGACGCCGGAUAACGUCGACCGCGUCCUCGACGACGUGCGCCCCUACCUCAUCUCCGACGGCGGCGACGUCGCCGUCGUGUCCGUAGAGGACGGCGUCGUCUCCCUUAGGCUUGAAGGGGCGUGCAGCAGUUGUCCCAGCUCGACGACGACGAUGAACAUGGGCAUCGAGCGAGUGCUCAAGGAGAAGUUCGGUGACGCCAUCAAGGACAUCCGCCAGGUGUUCGACGGGGACCAGCAGCCGGAGGAGACGACGCCUGAGGCGGUGAACCGGCACCUGGACAUACUGCGGCCGGCGAUCGCGAACUACGGCGGGAGUGUUGAGGUGCUUGCCGUUGACGGCGAGGACUGCCUGGUUAAGUAUGACGGCCCAGAGUCCAUCGGGAGUGGAGUGAAGGCAGCCAUCAAGGAGAAGUUCCCCGACAUCACGAACGUGGUGUUCACCCAGUGAUCUACAGGUAGCCUGGCCGGCUUGAUGCCAUCCCAGUGCAGUAAGUGGCGACAUGUACGAAAUGCAGCGAGAUUCUGUAUCGUCUAGACAAGAGUUUCGAUGUUUCGUUUGGGUAGAAAAAGUUGCAGCACACACAAACACUACGAUGGGAAAUGAAAUGGAAUAAUUUUUGCCUUUUGGAUAUGCGAGAUGAGAAUAUAUCUGUUUUACUGAA